AUGGCCGAUCACGACGACCUGCACCCUGAGCCCACCGAGGGCUUCAAGGUCGGCGAGAAGAAGACGAUUGAUGAAUACCAGCAGCUAGACCAGAACGACGAGUCCCUCCGCAAGUGGAAAGAGUCACUCGGCCUCGGCGGCGGCAAGUCAAUCAGCGACCCCAGCGACCCACGUAAAUGCAUCAUCCUCUCUCUCGGCCUCGAAGUCGAAGGCCGCCCCGAUAUCAUCAUCGACCUCAAGACGCCCGGCGCACUCGAGAAGCUCAAGGACCAGCCGUUUAGGAUCAAGGAGGGCGCGCAGUUCAGGAUGAAGGCGCAGUUCAAGGUCCAGCAUGAGAUUCUCGCGGGCUUGAAGUAUCUCCAGAAGGUCAACAAGGGCCCGUUGAGCAGUAAGAUGCAGGAGAUGAUGGGAAGCUAUGGACCUAGUACGGAGGAGAAGCCUUUUUACGAGAAGAAGUUCGAGUCUGAGACCGCACCUUCCGGUCUGCUCGGUCGCGGCCACUACAAGGCUGUCUCCAAGUUCGUCGACGACGACAAUCAGACCCACCUGCAAUUCGAGUGGUCUUUCGACAUCAAGAAGGACUGGUGA
Messenger RNA from Didymosphaeria variabile, 588 nucleotides. RefSeq names its product rho GDP dissociation inhibitor (gene RDI1). Gene Ontology annotation, cellular component: cytosol; membrane; cytoplasm. The transcript is spliced from 4 exons. Lineage: Eukaryota; Fungi; Ascomycota; Dothideomycetes; Pleosporales; Didymosphaeriaceae. The coding region runs from base 1 to 588 and encodes 195 amino acids. The record is from RefSeq and is a predicted model, not a curated record. Gene Ontology annotation, molecular function: Rho GDP-dissociation inhibitor activity; protein binding. Gene Ontology annotation, biological process: Rho protein signal transduction.